CAAAUUAUCACUGUUUCUUUAGAGGCCUUGUAAUAUGCUCACUAGAGGCCCAAUUUUCAAUACAGAAAGGCCCAUCAAAACUGAAAUAUCACUCUCACAACUGUCACACACACCAAAUUCAAAAAACUAGAUUAGAGCUCAGAUCAUAGCGCCACUAUAAGAAAAACGCAGAGAAAACUUGCUUCGAAAGUUCAAAAUCGAAGAUGACCGAGUUCCCUUCUUCGAUCGAGAGAGAAGUCGCGUCGUCUCUCCUCCUCCUCCUCUCCUCCGAUCCAAUCCUCUUCUCUUCUCCAAGUAGUGAUAGAUCUGGAUCUGAGGGAGAAAAUCGCUCGCUGUGCGGUGAAAUCAACGGUCAAGUAAGCAUGAGCUUCGUGUCUACGAGAUCGUGCGAUUCGGUUCUCUCCAACAACGCCUCGUCGUCGUAUCGGAAGAGCUCUGAGGAUGACUUCAUGAACUUCAAGAUUUCUAGAAAACGCCGUACAAAUGUGGUUUACAGCUCGGUUGAUUCCAAGGCGGUGAAACACUCGAAGAAGAAUCUCGAGUUUGAUGAACUCUCCAAGGAGGAGGAGUCGUGCUUGUCUACAGGCUCCAACGAGGUUUCGAGCACAGAGAGCAGAAUCAAGGCCACCACGAGUCAUGAGAAACUACUACAGGGAGAAUCUAAGAAGAAAGAGAGCCACAGGUCGAGUUCUGUUCGGCGUAAGGCUGGAAAGAUCUUGGAGUUUCUCGACAGUAGCUGCUCUUCUGAAGUCAAGAUCCGUCAAGUGCUUGGAGAUAACGCAGAUACUAGCAAAGCUCUCAGAAUGCUGGUGAAGAUUGGUUAUGUGAAGAGGUCUGGAGCUGGAGGAAAGCAUCAGCCCUUUAUUUACAAGAUUGCAUGACUAAAAUUAGUGCUCGAGGCAGGUCAGACUUUAUCCUCCUCCUCCUCCGACCUUCUGUUUAUACACGGUAUGAGUUCAUCCUGCUGAUGAAGAUUAACUAAAAUGAAAGCUAUCACGGACAUACAUAUACAUAUAUUAUAUAUAUUGUCUAGAAGCAAGUAUAGAAUACUUAUAUACACUUACAUGGUCUGAGAAGGGUGGCUUACUAUAGUCAUUGCCUCUGCAUCAUCCCAUCUCAGUUCAUCAACUAAAAGUGUCUGCUUUCUUUCAUAAUCAUAAUGUCUCCAGUGACAAUGUAUAAAUCUACCGUCUUUGUUGUUUAAAACUCAG
This is a messenger RNA of Raphanus sativus (radish), 1211 nucleotides long. RefSeq lists its product as uncharacterized. The coding region runs from base 204 to 881 and encodes 225 amino acids. The transcript is spliced from 5 exons. The record is from RefSeq and is a predicted model, not a curated record. NCBI's taxonomy places the organism in Eukaryota, Viridiplantae, Streptophyta, Magnoliopsida, Brassicales, Brassicaceae.